This is a messenger RNA of Spirometra erinaceieuropaei, 1335 nucleotides long. Lineage: Eukaryota; Metazoa; Platyhelminthes; Cestoda; Diphyllobothriidea; Diphyllobothriidae. The record is from the annotation of a GenBank genome assembly.
AUGGUAUCUUUUGAUGUCACGUCCCUCUUUACUUCUAUCCCCCAGGAUCUGGCAAUCGAGACCGUCCAGCUACUCCUACGAAACAAAUACGAUGAAACGGAGAAUCCUCUCGGACAUGCCCAAGUCCUUCAGCUCCUAAAGUUCUGUCUCAGGACGUACUUCACGUUUGACGGAACAAUCUACGAGCAAGUGAAGGGAACACCGAUGGGCUCGCCGAUUUCGGGAUUCAUCGCCGAGGCGGUGCUACAGCGGUUGGAGUCGCUGGUCUUCCAACACCACAGACCGAAAUUCUGGGCUCGGUAUGUGGACGAUACCUUCGUCGUCAUCGAACGGGAUCAGGUGCUAACGUUCAAAAAACGUCUCAACAGCGUCUUCCCGGACAUACAAUUCACGAUGGAGGAGGAAGAGAAUAACCAGCUGGCAUUCCUUGAUGUCCUCGUCUGUCGCAAAGAUUGUGGUGGCCUAAAGACCAAAGUGUUCAGAAAAGCAACGAACACGACGCAAAUUCUGAACUUCAACAGUAACCACCCAAUCUGCCACAAACGCAGUUGCGUAAGAACGCUAUUUCGGCGUGUUGAAACGCAUUGCAGUGAACCGGAAGACAAGGUUGCCGAAUCCCAAUAUCUUCGACGGGUUUUCCGAGAAAACGGUUACCCGCGCAACUUCGUCAACCAGUGCUUGCGCAAACGAGACGAGCGACAAAAUCGCGCCGACCCCAAAUUCUGGCGAGCGAUCCCGUACAUCAAGAACGUCUCCGAGGCCGUUAGCCGCCUUCUUGCACCACUUGGGGUUGGAGUUGCGCACAGACCGGAGGCCACCAUGAGGCGUCAAGUGAUGAGACCAAAAGACCCACUGCCACGGCAAGAAACAUCUGGAGUCGUUUACCGGAUCUGGUGCAGUUGCGGACAAAGCAACUACGUCGGAGAAACUGGAAGACUGCUCCGGACGCGAAUUGCCGAACACGUGGCAGCUGUACGGAGAAAUGACGCCAACUCUCAGGUCGCGGCCCAUUCGACGAGACCCGGCCACACAUUCAAGUUCGAUGAGGCCGAAAUUCUCGCGAGAGGGGAUAAUCGCGUGAGCCGCGAGUUGCUUGAGUCAUGGUUCACGGGACCUCAGUCUAUCAACAAGUGCAAUGACAUCCCCACUCCAUAUUCAGUCCUGAGGCAUAGACUGGCCAAAGCAAUUGACCACUCGAGGAGCGCGCAAGCACGUGAGCCAGAUGGCCGAGCAAUCAUCUCGCCAGCAUCCAACACGGGUGAUGAGAUGUCAGCAAUUAACAACUUGCAUGCCGGCCAUCAAGCAAUUAGCGCACCUGCGGGCAACAAUCCUUGA